CCCAGCGCGCGCGCUCCUGUCGCCGGCCGGCUACCCUACUCCAAGCGGCGCAGAAAAGCGACGAGAGGGGGCGGGGUCUGGAGACCUCCAUCCUCGGGCUGAGACCGGAGGGAUGUUCCCUGCUCAGGAGGAGGCCGACAGGACGGUGUUUGUGGGGAAUUUAGAGGCCCGAGUACGGGAAGAGAUUCUUUACGAGCUGUUCCUUCAGGCUGGGCCAUUAACCAAAGUGACUAUAUGCAAAGACAGAGAAGGAAAGCCGAAGACUUUUGGAUUUGUCUGCUUUAAACACCCUGAAUCGGUGUCUUACGCCAUAGCUUUGCUGAAUGGAAUUCGUUUAUAUGGAAGACCAAUUAAUGUACAGUAUCGAUUUGGGAGCUCUCGCUCUUCUGAACCAGCUAACCAAAGUUUUGAGAGCUGUGUUAAGAUAAAUUCACACAGCUACAGAAAUGAAGAAGUUGUGGGCAGAUCUUCCUUUCCCAUGCAGUUCUUUCCAAUUAAUAGUGCAGCUUUACCUCAAGAAUAUUUUUUCUUUCAGAAGAUGCAGUGGCAUGCCUAUAAUCCAGCCCUGCAGCUUCCUUACUAUGAGAUGGCCAUAUCGCUUCCUAACAGCACGUCUGCGACGUCUUCACUAAAUUGUGUUCCAGAUCUGGAGGCUGGACCCAGCUCUUACGAAUGGACUCACCAACAACCCAGUGACCCUGACCUUUAUCAGACGAAUAAACGAAAGAGGCAAAAACAAACCAGUGACAGUGAUAGUAGCACAGAAAACAAGAGAGGAAAUGAAUAUAGCCAAAAGUUCCGCAAGUGUAAGAAAAAGAAAAGAUAUUAGCAUCAUGUUUACAUGAAAUUUAUCUACCCUGGUCUUCAUUUUCUUAAAAGAAAAAAAACAAACAGACCUGUAUUCUAAAUGACCAAUUCCGUGGCUUUCUUGUGUUUUUUGAAAUAUAUAAUAUGACAUCCGAUUUACUAUUUCAUUUUUGUCUUGAGUGACAAAAACUUAUAAAUAAUAUAAUGUAGUA
Molecule: messenger RNA, 1019 nt
Organism: Ailuropoda melanoleuca (giant panda)
Lineage: Eukaryota; Metazoa; Chordata; Mammalia; Carnivora; Ursidae
Gene: RBM11
Product: RNA binding motif protein 11
Exons: 5
Coding region: 113-829 (238 amino acids)
Biological process (GO): regulation of alternative mRNA splicing, via spliceosome
Cellular component (GO): nucleus
Molecular function (GO): single-stranded RNA binding
Source: RefSeq, a predicted model, not a curated record